This is a messenger RNA of Lindgomyces ingoldianus, 1717 nucleotides long. RefSeq names its product phenylacetate hydroxylase. Lineage: Eukaryota; Fungi; Ascomycota; Dothideomycetes; Pleosporales; Lindgomycetaceae. Gene Ontology annotation, molecular function: heme binding; iron ion binding; oxidoreductase activity, acting on paired donors, with incorporation or reduction of molecular oxygen. The transcript has 3 exons. The record is from RefSeq and is a predicted model, not a curated record. The coding region runs from base 100 to 1647 and encodes 515 amino acids.
AGAGUAUAAGUGCAGCGCCUGUCUUCUAUUCUUCUAUCACUACUCCGUGCAUUCGCGUUUCUCUCAAAGCUCAAGCUCCUUUUUUACUUUGUCUUCGCCAUGACAGUACCAGUCAUCGUUGCGGCCGUCUUGGUCCUCACCUAUCUAGCAUACCGAGUCCUCUACGGCACUGACACGCCGAAAAUCAAAGGUAUUCCCGAGAUCCCAGGCCUGCCUCUAUUUGGAAGUCUAAUAGAGCUGGGCGAAAACCAUGCCAAGGUUGCACAGGGAUGGGCGAAAAAGUACGGGCCAGUCUUUCAAGUGCGGAUGGGUAACCGACGAAUCGUGUUUGCAAAUUCCUUUGACUCUGUCAGACAUCUGUGGAUCACCAACCAAUCUUCCCUGAUAUCAAGACCGACGCUACACACCUUUCACAAGGUUGUGUCCAGCUCUCAAGGGUUUACCAUAGGAACAUCUCCUUGGGAUGAAAGCUGCAAGCAGCGCCGAAAGGCUGCAGCAACGGCAUUGAACCGACCCGCGGUCCAAUCCUACAUGCCCCUGAUUGACCUCGAAUCAUACGUCAGCAUCAAAGAGCUACUCCAAGACAGCAAAGGUGGCGAGAUCGAUCUCGAUCCGCGAGCUUACUGGCAACGCUAUGCCCUCAAUACUUCACUUACCCUGAACUAUGGAUACCGCAUUAAUGGCGACAAGGACGAUGCGCUCCUAAAAGAGAUCACCGAUGUCGAGCGUGGUGUAUCAAAUUUUAGGAGCACGAGUAAUAAUUGGCAGGACUACAUCCCCUUGUUGCGAUUGUUUCCCAAGCAGAGCAGUGAUGCAAAUAAGAUGCGAAUCCGGAGAGACAUUUAUAUGGACAAGCUUCUUGCGAUCUUGAAGGAGCGAAUUGCCAACGGAACAGACAAGCCGUGUAUCACUGGAAAUGUGAUCAAGGAUCCAGAGGCGAAGUUGAAUGAAGCUGAGAUAAAGUCCAUUUGCCUCACCAUGGUAUCCGCUGGUCUAGACACAGUUCCCGGAAAUUUGAUCAUGGGGAUUGCUUAUCUGGCCUCAGAACAGGGCCAAUGCAUCCAGGCCCGAGCAUACGAAGAGAUUCUCAAAGUCUACCCCGAUAACGACGCCUGGGACAGAUGCCUGCACGAAGAGAAGGUGCCAUAUGUCACGGCGCUCGUUAAAGAGAUCCUGCGAUUCUGGACAGUUAUCCCAAUAUGCUUACCUAGAGUAUCCAUUAAGCCCAUUGAGUGGAACGGAGCUAUUAUCCCUACAGGCACUACCUUUUAUAUGAACGCGUAUGCCGCGGACUACGACGACACCCAUUUCAAGGACCCAUUCAAGUUCAUACCAGAACGAUAUCUUGGGGAUGUGGAUGGUACUCCUCAUUACGGGUACGGCGCUGGAAGCCGGAUGUGUGUGGGGAGCCACCUGGCAAACCGAGAGUUGUAUACGGCUUUUGUGAGGCUUAUCAGUGCCUUUAAAUUCACGCCGCCAAAGGAUCCAAGGGAUGCACCUGUGUUGGAUUCUUUGGAUGCAAACGCCAUCCCAACCAGCUUGACCAUGGAACCGAAGUAUUUCAAAGUUGGGUUCAAACCAAGGAAUCGGGCGUUGCUGGAGAAGUGGAUUGCAGGUAGCGAGGAGAGGACUCGAGAGUUAAUGUGAAAGAAAAUCUGGCUCCGUGAUGGGGGAAUAGCUGUUUGUUUGUUGAUAGUCCUGCAUAGGAGCGUAUGUG